AUGGCAAAAGUAGUCAUUGAUCUCUCACAAAAACGAAAUGAUGGUAAUCCUAUCACAUAUCAAGCAAGUACUUCUACCGGAACUGGUAAGCAAAUUACCGUCAAAAAAACCUCUGAACCUCCUGGAUCUAAUUUCUACAAGUACACCCAUAGAGACUCUACCGGGGAACCAUUCACACUCUUAGAAGUUAAAGAUGAUAGUAGUGCAAAGAUCCCUGUUAUAGGUAGGAUUGAAAGGGUAACCUCAGUUUCUGCCCAUUACUGGGCUAGUGAUACUAGUAAGUCACUCAUAGUAGGAGUUACCACAAAGGGUGGAACUACAUAUUAUUCCAAGGAUAAUAAUAGUAGUACUGGUUGGAUUGGACAACAUCAACUCUCUGGUGAAGCCCUUGAGACUAAACUUGACAACCUAAACUGUUUGUUCAACCGAGCAGUUGCCAUAAAUCUUACAGAAAAUGCCCAUGGAACAGGAAAUAAAUAUUGUUGUACUUACCAUAGUACCAGUACAGGAAAGAUCUCCGUUACUAGCGGAAAAGUUUCUUGUGAGAUACAUAAGAGCACAAGUUCUGUUCCCUACUUUAAACAUGAUGUUGACCAAGGAAUAUUAGUUGCUGGUAUAUACUAUAGGGAUCGUUCUAAUAAAAAGAGAAUAAAUAUUCCUAACCUCGAAAAUUCUGGAAAUAGUUCCCUCACCGUUUAUGCAUUUUACUGUAACGGUAAGAAUCCUUUAUUAAUAUACGUUGAAGGUGGAGACAAAGUUAAAGGAUGGUACCAGAAUGGUAAUGGAGAUGAAGAAUGGAAAAAUGUCUCCGGUAAACUCCAAGGCAUAACACCCAUAAAUUUCGGUAGCCUUAAAUGUAACCAAUGGAAUGAGCUCGUGACUGUACUCAAGAGUACAGGUGGAUGUAGCAGCUAUAAACCGUGCCCUGAACCUCCCAAAGCUGCUUCUCAAAAAAAUCCUGAUCCUCCUGAACCUGCUAGUCCUCAAGCUUCUGCUGAAGAAUCUACUCCUACUGCUCAAACUGCUAGUCAAACUACUGGAGAAACUGCUAAAGUUACUGGUGCUGAGCCUUUUGCUUUCGCUACUCUUGGAUAUGCCUUAUCUGGUUCUCUUGCCGGAGCUGGCGCAACAUUUUUUGGAGGAUGGAAGCUUUAUAAUCGCUAUAAGGGAGAUCAUUGGGUUAGACAGAUUUGA
Molecule: messenger RNA, 1194 nt
Organism: Theileria equi strain WA
Lineage: Eukaryota; Apicomplexa; Aconoidasida; Piroplasmida; Theileriidae
Exons: 1
Coding region: 1-1194 (397 amino acids)
Source: RefSeq, a predicted model, not a curated record